AUGGAAAACAACGUCCGCUUCAACGUCUCUAAGUGCAAAGUUCUCACCAUCACCAGAAAGAAAAAUCCUAUCAUUCAUAACUACACUCUUGGGAGCCAAAACCUAACUCGAGCAGAUAUAAAAGCGAAAAAGAUCUUGGAAUUACCACCACAUCAAAACGUUCUUGGGACAUUCACGCGAACACCAUCGUCGCGAAGGCCAAUGUUCGGCGUACUUAGAAGAACUUGCACCAAAUUGAUGGACAUGAAAGCCAGACGAACUUUAUAUUUAUCGUUGGUCAAGUCCCAGCUGUGUUACGCUACAGAGGUAUGGUCGCCGGUUAACAGCGUCCAGAUUUCAAGACGUGUUGAAAAAGUGCAAAGAAGAGCGACAAGGUGGAUAACAAUGACAAAGCGAGGCGAACUGUCGUACAGAGAACGGUUAUUAGCAUUAGAUCUGCUACCGUUAACCUAUGAUCGAGAAGUCAGAGACUUGGUGUAUUUCUUCAAAUCAUUGUUUAGUUACAUUGACGUCAACAUCGAUAACUAUGUGUUGUUUGUGAGUCAUGGUCGUACUAGGCUGAGCCAUACGUCAAGAUAUAUCCUUCAAAGUAAACUCUGUAGAACUAACACUCUCCAGUCUUCAUACUACGAUCGUGUUGUAAAGAUUUGGAACACAGUGUGCCAAGAAGUCUCACCUGACAUUUUCCGUAAUCCAAACUCGUUUAAACACUAUCUUAAACGUAGUUACUCUACAUUAAUUAGUAAUGUUUAUGACGUAGACAUGUGUACGUGAUCAUUAACUCGUGACUGUCCUUGCCAUAGGACUUAAUACCACAAGUAAUAUAUAUGUGUGUGACGUAUAUUUAAUUAACUAUAUCUAAACUAAUUACGGGGAGCACCUCGCAUGGGACUUUUAUAGUGUCCCGUUUGUGCUUUUCCGUCUGAGUGUAUCUACUAAUUUGUGAUUUGUGACGUGUGUUUUGUCUUUCGUUUGUCAGUAUGUAUCUUUGUACCUGAUAUAGUACAUAUGUAGAUUGCUCAAUAAAAUUCGUUUAAUUCGUUAAAUAAACGUCUAAUCUAUAUUAGAGAAUGAAAUACAAUCACGGAAAUAAUUACAAUUUACUGAGACGACUCAACUGAGUAUUUUUUAAUGCAUCUUUUUUUACUUGGGAGUUUAAUCUUUUUUUUAUCCCAGUUCACUAUUCUGUGUUGAAUGAUUACGAGGGGUCAGUUGCGCGAAGGUAACGAGCCCUACAGACUGUAACCAUUUCUUUGUGACUUAGGGACAUUCUGCUGUCUGUCAACAUGCUUUGAUAAACUGUAUCCAUUCCCAAUGCAAGAUGACAUUCCAACGCUCUCAUCAGGGUGAACACUUGAAAAGUGAAUGUGAAUAUAGGAAUGUGAAGUGUGAUUUUUGUGGGAAAGAUGUCACCUUUGCGUCGAUGAAGGUAAGUAAAAAUAAAGUAACUUUUGAGAACAGUUUGAACAAUCCAGCAAGUCACGUCGUCUUACCUUAUAAUUAUCCUUGAACCAUGCAGUAUGGUAUACUCAGUUUUACUCACUGUUCAUCUAGGAACAUAUUGGUAAGAUCUGUGAAGAUGCACCCGUGGCUUGCAAAUACUGUAAGAAAGAUGUCUUGAGAAAAGACAUUGAAAGACACGAGAGACGCGAUUGCAACGAGGCUCCGGCGACUUGUGAGUAUCAAGCUGUAGGAUGCAACCACGAUAAGGUAAUAGUUACUUGCUGUAUUCGUUGACACACGCAGGUUUUCUACCGAUAAUUCUGUUUCAGUUCUUCCUAGCUCUUGUAACUUGCACCAAUAUAGGAUGUCCCUUCGCCUUAUUAGAGCUAUCCAGUAUAAGCUUUUUCUACGCGUACUAUCAGAUGAUAGCAAUGGACAGUAAGGGCAAUCUCGUUCCCAGAGGGAGAGGAAACAGUCGUUAGGAGAGGGGGCAACUGCAGGGGUUAAAGCAUGGAUUGCAAGGUUGAUGUAUUGCAUGUUAUAUGUACCUGGUAAUAAGGAGUAAUAAGCUAGUAAAUAUAUCCUUGCCUUUAAUUAGUUGCUGAUUAAGGCCGCGUUUACACUAUGACGCUACAGCAAAUUUACCGUAGCGUAGUGAUUUGCAUCCGGAGUGCCAACGUAGCGGUCUGUAGUUAAUACGCUACGGCAAACCACUCCGUUGUAGUGUAAACACAAUACUAAGAAACGUAGUGAAUUUUUAACGGAAUUGAUUUCUGUAGUUAGUACGCUACGGCAAACCACUCCGUUAUAGUGUAAACACAAUAUAAUUCCGUAGUUAGUACGCUACGGCAAACCGCUCCGUUAUAGUGUAAACACAAUAUAGUCUUAAUACUAGAAACGUAGUAAAUUUUUAACGGAGUGUUAGCCGUAGCGUCAUAAGGUAAACGCGGCCUAAAUGUUCAAAGAUACACAGUGUGAAGCAUGAGAAACAAAUGCGAAACACCCACUGCAACAAACUUUCAACAAAUAUGGCCUUGUUCACUUCAUUUCUUACUUUCGACACAAGUAAUUAUAAUUACAAACACAAUGUAGUAAGCUAUAAUGACAAUGUUUUUAAAUAUUGUUCUCUGCUAUAUUAAAAGACAAUAUCAAUGUUGAAUAACAUAGUGGGCUACUGGGCUUAUAUUCAGGGGACUUAUGUUCAGGGGCGCUUGUAUUUGGAAUGAGGUGAGCGUACAUGUGGUAGCCUUAUACACAGGGGGUUUAUAUUCAGGGGGGACUUAUAUUCAGAGGUUUACGGUAUACAGUAGACACACAUUUCUGGGUGCAUAUAGAACAUCUUAUACGUUGGGUUCUCAAGUCGAUCCAAUGGUAAUUUGAUAUCGCUGCCAUCACCGUAGUAUAGUAUAGUAUAGUAUAGUAUAGUAUAGUAUAGCAUAGCACAGAAUGACCUUGUAUCAUGCAUGCAGAAAUGCCUUGGUCAUUCAGUUUUAUAUAGCCACUUGAUCUUGCAUCAGUCAUUGCAUUUAGUCGAGAUAUGAGUAUAUACUAAUAGAAUUAGUUACGCCACGUAACAUGUCGUACACGUGAGGUAGCAGCUGAAAUAUUUUAAUAUUUGCCAUAAUAAGCCCAUAACCUGUUGGCAAAACGACCAAAUCACCAAAACAUGUUCACCAUUUUGCAAUGGCCGAGAUACAAUGUCUCAUCUUUUAACGAAAAUUCAAGCCCUCUCGCUAGAGCAGCUUUAAUAGCUCUUUCAAUAUUUGCCAUUGAAUAUAGUUUAAUAGUAGUGUGAUUAAAAGCACCUUUAAACGUAUAAAAAACUAUUUUGUAUGCUAUAUUCUGAUGAGAAUCUGUUCAAACAAAUAUAUCGAUUGUGAGCGUGUGCCCGCGCGAAUUUAGUAAGCGGAAUAAAAAGAGUAAUAAAAGCGCAUGCGCCAUUUAUCUCAUUUUGGAUAAAAUAAAUUCAAUUUCCCCAGAGUCAUGCCACUGCAUAACCCGCGAACAGUCAUACUCUGGGAACGAGAUUGCAGUAAGGGAUGAGUAGUACAAAAAAUAAGAUUUAUCUCAUUUAAACCGCACUAAUUGCCUCAGGACUCUACUUCAUUAUUCUACUUGGAUGGCCCUUACUGGGCCUUUAGCCAGUCUGGGGUGUAAGUAGUAUAAAUCUAUUUUAAGUUUCUAGGAACAAACCAAUCCAUUCUUACUUGUGAUUUCGUUGUUUUGUAAAAGGUUAUAAAGUGCAUUACAAAAUUUUGAAUUUUUAACUUUACAACUUUGAUAAUAAUCUCUCAGAAAACAUGGAAAAUUAUCUUCUGAGGCUUCGAAAUGCAUUUUUUUGGGAGGCAUGCCCCCAGUCCCCUUCUCUUAAAUGAGCGCACCAAUAACAAUUUGCUUACGACGUUACUGCUUACUGGAACUAAAAGAGGAACAGUUCAAGUUUUAAUAAGGUUGGCAGUUAUAAGUUAAUGAAAUAGUUUGUGAUUUGUUCAUGUAUCUGUAGUUAUGAUUAUGUUUCAAUAAAAUAUACUUCGAAAUAAUACUGUACACACGUAAAAACACGCAAGUUCUUGCAGGUUUGCAAACAAGUUGCUGGAAAUUUGUUCACAAGUUAUCCGCAACAAGUUGUUUUCGCACUCCUUGUUCCCAGUUGUUGUAAAAAUUGGAACAAGCUGUUAACAACUUGUAACAAGCUAGCUUGAUGGCAUCAUCAGACUUGUUGCAAGGUUGUUCUAACAAAUCGAAUACAUGCAGUCAUGAUAUAAGAAGAAUGUUACAUGGUUGUCAACAUUGUUAUAUCAUGACUGUAUCGAACCUGUUGGAACAACCGUGCAACGAACAAAUCCAACAACAUGAACAAUGUUGUUACAAGUUGUUAGCAAGUUGUUCCAUACUUGUUGAUAACUUGGGACAACCAGUAGGGAGCACAACAUGCUGACAGCCUGUUGUCAGACUUGCUACAAGAUGUGAGCUUUUUACGUGUGUAGAUAAGCAAAUGCUCAACUGCUGGAUUACAAAUGCUCAACUGCCCAAGAGUCGUCUAUAAAUUAUUAUUGCCAUGCAUUCAUCUUUGAUACAAUUUGUAGACUUUGAAGCAAAAGGAACUGCGCCAACAUUUGAAUGAUGCUUUGGUAAAUCAUGGUGGACAACUACUGCGGUAUACUCUUGCCGUUGCUUCUCAACUAAGCGACUUCAUCCCACGUCCAGAAUAUACAGGGAUGUUGCAGAAAAUCCAAGACGACAUCACUGAGGUUCGCUCUGGCUUGGCCGAGAAAUUCGUCAUGGUUGUCGGAAAGUUAACUGGCUUGGAAAGACGGAUUGAAAGCUUGGAAUCCAGUGGUGGUGGUGAUACAAGGAUUAGAAAUAAAGAGCAUGAGCUACAAAGUAAAAUUAGAGACCUUACUACUGAAUGCAGCAACUUACGUCAACGGAAUAUGAGUUUCGAACGAGAAAUGAGAGAUAGGAUGGAUCAAAUGGAUGCGUCAAUUGCUCUGAAUACAGCCACAAUUACCGAUUUGGAGUCCCAAAGAUAUCCGCGUGCACUACAAGCUAUCCCGAACAUAAGUUCUUUGUAGGAUUGCAUGGCGAUAAAACAUAUAAUAUUUUUUGUUUGUGGAAACACCACGUAAAUUUAUUACUGCAAAGCUUUCGAUUCGUAAGCCCGGAUCUUCAUCAGUGCUAAUAAUAUGUGACUUGUUCAGUUCACACGCCCCUGUUUCAAGCCUGGCUCACACUAGCAAUUUUGUCGGCGAUUUUUCUCUUCCUGGCAAAUGUGAUCGAAUAAAUGACAUGCAAAAGAUUGUUUACUUUUGAAAAGUGGCUCUAUACUUUUUGUGUGCGAGUUCACUCAUUUACAUCCGUCUGAAACAGAAAAUCGCCGACAAAAUUACUAGUGUCAACCAGGCCAUACAUUAAGUAUGGACAGAUCUGUAACUUCAGUAAAAAUGUUGCCCCAUGGCCAUGGUUGCCAUCUUCCUAGCAAGUGUCGCUCGCGUCAUAGAAUAGGAAGGUAUAUAACAGAAGUCUCACUCAAGCAAGUAUUUGUCCGCGUUUUUACAAGCGAUUCGUCAUCAAUCACGCCAUCCUGGCUAGUACAACCGGCACUUUGCACCUACCAAAACCUUAUAAAAACUUCCGGCUGUACUAGCCAGGAUGGCGUGAGCGAGUUAAAAUUUUCGUGGACGUAAACACUGACUCAAGUUACACUUCUGCUAUACUUUCCUAUUUUGUGCUCGCGUGAUGAAAUAAUUCGUCAUUUGGUAAUACGUCAUUGCUUUCAAAAAUGCUUUCAACACCGUUUCUACAACUUUAAUUGCUUUCAACAACUUUAAACAUUCAACAAAUGAUGCUGUUGAUCGUUUAAUCCAUAAAUUUUGAUCCAAAAAAGCCGCAAUAAAAUGCAAAAGUUCGUGUUUUUCAGGCGCCAUUUUGCUAGCAAGUGUCAUGGCGUGAGCAUGUGUACAUGCAUCUAGGGAAAUUCGAGGACACGAAGUCCUAUUAAGUUACACAUCUGGUAUAUACUUAAUCUGUGACCAGGCUUUAUAUACCAAAAGUGUCGUGAUCUGAUGGCUGGCGUCAUUUGAAGUUAAUAGACAGAUUUAGAUCGAGGACGCCAACGUCAAAGACGACGUGAAAAUGGCGUCAAAAUAGCGUGGCAUAUAUCCAUACAUGAGCACAUCGAAAGCUUUGCAGUAAUAAAUGUGCGUGGUGUUUCCACAAACAAAAGGUAUUAUAUGCUAUCCACAGUUAUCAUGGCACUUUAAGAUGCCAUGAAUGGGGCGAAGACGGCCUUGUACAGUCCUUGUCCAUCAAAAAAAAAAAAAAAAAAAAAAAAAAAAAAAACAAAAAAAAAAAAAACAAAAAAAAACAAUGCUUACUCGCAGUUGAAUGCUGAAGAUGUUGACGCUAUUUAUAUACAAGUUCUAGUUCACUUAUGUUAUUGACUUUGCUAUUAUAAAUGUGGGGUUUUAGGUUAUUGUUUCAUGGUUAGCAUUUGAUAUUUACCUUUAUUCAUAGCUUGAAAACGAUUAUUAAAAAAUUUGUUAUGUUUAUUUCCCUGCGCUUUUUCAGGGACAAACAAAUCCUUGAUACCACAAGUUCAGUUAGAGUGUGGUUCUCUCAAUGAGUUCUCUAGCUCGACAACUGGUCAGCCCGCCUCUGUAGCUGGUCCGCAGGUUCGAGGGUUCCUGUCAGAGGGCAGAUAGUUGCAUUUUCGCAACUGCUCCUGGUUAGCUAGGUUAUCUACAAAUCCCGUAGUCAAUAGAAUAAGAAGGUUAAGGAACUUGAUAGGGACAUAGUAGACCUCAUUAUCUAUGUUUCUGUCUUGGUUUAUGCAAAAAAUGGUCGGUUCAUCGACACGUCUGCAUUGUAUUUUCGCGCAACCAAACAAUAGCAGUAUGUUGCUUUAAUUAUCCAGUCGUGACAUUACACCAAUGGUCAAAUGAAAACAUAGCUAUUGGUUUCUCUCGCGAAAAUACAAUACACACGUGACGAUGAACCGAUGUCUGCAUCGAGUUCCCCAUAAACCUUAUUUUAUUGACUAUGCUUCAAUAGUAUGAAAGGCCCUAUGAUUGGGUGAAACCAAUUUGGCGGCCAAUAAGGUUCAGGCCCUGGCCCUAACUGCUCCCGGUCAGCUAGGUUAUCUACAAAUCCCGUAGUCAAUAGAAUAAGAAGGUUAAGGAACUUGUAGGCACAUAGUAGACCUCAUCUAUGUUUUUGUCUUGGUAAACAAAAAAAAAUGGUCGGUUUAUCGACACGUACGUCUGCAUUGUAUUUUCGCCCAACCAACCAAUAGCGGUAUGUUGCUUUAAUUAUCCAGUUGUGAUAUUACACCAAUUGUCAAAUGAAAUCACAUUCUCGUACCUAGAUCCCUUUUUACGAGCGGUGCGACGAAGGCCUCUGGCCAAAUCCAUAACCGGAUACCAUAAAAACAUGGUAAGAAAACAAUGUCCGGUGUUAGAACUAGCCAAUCAGAUGCCAAUUCGGAAUAUGGAUUUGGCCAGAGCCCCUCGUCGCACCGCGCGUAAGAAGGGCUCUGGGUACGAGAAUGAUGAAAUCAUAGUUAUAUUGGUUGCUGUCGAGAAAAUACAAUACACACGUGACGAUGAACCGAUGUCUGCAGCAUCGAGUUUCCCAUAAACCUUAUUUUAUUGACUAUGCUUCAAUAUAGUAUAAAAGGCCCUAUGCUUGGGUGAAACUAAUUUGGCGGCCAAUAGGGUCUGUCAGGCCCUCAUGAAUUUAGGAAUUAUUCCAAUUGUUCAUUUCCCCCUGAUCGCAGGUUAAUUUUGCCUGAAGGCCAGCACAGGUUUUUUAUAUGACUCCAGAGGGCAGAGUUAUAUUCAGUUCACUGGAGUGAACACGCGUGUAUAUCGUGUUGGCCUUCGCGGGCGUUGAAAGUUUUUUGGGUUGAUGUUUUAAGGCCCAAACACAUCGGACGCGAUUCGACAACGCAGCGCGAUUUUUCGAUUUUCACUGACCGAUAACUUCGACCCUGUUAAGUUUUUCAAAUAUUUAGAAGCGCUAUAGCAUUUUGAGUUAUUUGGUCUACGUAUCUUUUAAAAUUUCCUUUCAUUGGCUGUCAGUUUAUUAACUUUAAAAAGUUGGUGAAUCGCGUCUGGUGUCUUGGCCUUUAUAUAGUCAAUUUUUGCAAGUAAAUGCUCAUUUUUAGUGGUAUAUCCUAGCUAAAACCUGAAAACUAAAUGAAAAGCUAAUAUUGAUGCAACUACAGUCCAUACUACAAUGUGUUCAAGGCUGUGUUAAGUUGAAAUUCUUCAUAUGUCCAGAAAAACAAACGUUUGUGGGGAUUCUCUGCGGGGGGGUUUCUGAACUUGUUUUUCACUCGUUAAACGUUAGAUAACAGAUAUAACUUUGCUUUUCAUGAUGAAGUGUCAAGUUUGUGCAAAAUUUUCUUAUUCGAAUUCUGAAAAGACCACUAGUACUUGCUCUACUUUCUUAGGAUCAUGCCGAUAGUUAUAAAGUCCGGACUUGAAAUAGUCGGCUGAAAAUCAUAAAAUUUUUACAUAAAUUUCGAUAUUUCGUACUGAAUUCACAAAGCUUGUUGGCAUGCCCUAGCUCCUACCCCAGAGAUUCACUGAAUUCACAGACCUGAAUUCAGUGAAUCUCCGGCUUAAAAAACAAAAGCCAAUCAUCCCAAUUUUUAAUGUAUGCCAGAAAUUAGCUGAGGGAGGUGGAGAUUUUCCUUAAAAUGAUGAAAAUAAUUACAGUAACGUAGCUAGAAGGGGGGGGGGGGCUGUCAAAAUUAUUGCCUCCCCCCUGAGAAAAUUCAAAGUUAGACUGCAUGGUUAAAACACCAACCGAGGGCUUUUUUCUCGGUUAAAAGACACUCGCUAAAUUUAUUUGCUCAAAUUUUUCUGUGUUUGGAAAUUUCAAAUCUCGCGUUUUGGUUGGCUCCAUUUGUAAUCUCUUGAUCGAAGGCGUAGUGUUCCGCGACGAUUAACGUUCAUUUUCAGCAACUAAGUAAAUUAACCUACCAUUAUUCGGGGCAUUCCUUUUUGAUUAUCAGAAAUUGACAGAAUAACAACAAGCACGUUGGUCAUGCAGGAUUUUACUUUACGGGAAAACCACGUCACAAGGUAAAUUUACUAAAUAGGUUAGUGUGUCGCUGAGUGGAAUGAAUGGAAAAGAAGACAGUCACAUGACUGUUCUGACUGCCCCGAUGUUCGAGUACACACGUAAAACAAGCUGCUCCAUUUACUGUUCGGAGUACAGCGGAUUUUCGGAACACUAAUGGAUUGGAACACAAGACAGUCACAUGACUGUUCUGAACUGUUCUGACUAACCCGGAUUUUCGAGUAGGGGCAGCCAGAACAGACAGUUGGCAUAAAGGCGGUUUCCAGUCCUCGCACGAAGCUCCUCGCAGCUCGUCCCUCAUCACCCAUGGAUGAUUUUCACGAGGGGUACAUUCUAAAAACUAAUGUAAAUUAAAUAUGAAAUAGAAUAACACAGAAUAACAAAUACGUAGAUAAAAUAGUUAAAAAACCAAGACUAUUCGAUGCCUGACUCUGUUUCACACAUUAUUUUAUCAAAUUUUUGAAGCUACUUAAAUAUUCUCUGUUUGCUUUGCCUGCGUAGGUAAACUAUUCCAUAGAACAGCCCCGCUAUAUCCAAAACUCUUUUUUAAAUAUUCAAUACGUGGUUUAGGAACUGAAAGAUUUAUAUCAGCAUUUCUGAGAUUAUAAUUAGUACUAAGAUUUAUGCCCCUUGUUAUAAAUUUAUCCUUUAAGUUCGGAGCUGAGUUGUUAUUUAAUAUUUUAAACAUCAGGAACGAUUUAUUCAUUUUAUGUCUGUUGUUCAGAUUUUUCCAUGACAUAGCAUGGAGCAAAUCUGUCGACCUGACAUCAUAAUUGGCACCUGUCAUAAUUCUUGCCGCCCUAUUUUGUAGUUUUUGUAAUUUCUCUUUGAGCAUGCUUCCACAAUCAUCCCAUAAAGAUGAACAAUAGUCAAAAUAUGGGAGAACGAGAGAAUUAUAUAAAUUUUGUAGUGUUUCGGACGGUGCAAACGGCUUUACUCUUUUGAUGAUUCCAAUACCGGGCCAACUUUCCUACAUAUUGUGUCUAUAUGGUUUUCCCAGCUCAUUCUUUCAUCUAGUUCUACUCCCAAACAUGGAAAAGAGGAAUAAUGCAUGAGUAAAAUAUGCUCAUGCAUAUUUCAUCCAAUCACAAUGCUUAGGAGUUAAUUUUAAUUAGAUGCAAGCACUCGCAGCGAGCUGCGAGGAGCUUCGUGUGAGGACUGGUAUUACGCCAUUAAGCCUGGGUUGGCCUACGCCACUGACAGACACGUGACACUGCCUAUUUUCACGUGAUUGGAAAUGGACGACACAAUUUGCCUUUUCGUAAACGGUCAUUGCCACCAGUAACUGGGUCGCUGUCAUCAUUUCACAUGAAACUCGAUAUUUCACGCCUCGCAUAAUUGCCGCCACGCGGAGCCUGAUCGCAGGUUACGCGUGUUCCAGAAUUGUCGCGCGUGUGCAAUAUACGCGUGUUGUCUUGUCUAAAAUGGCGCAUGACAUGCUCACUAUGUGAAAGAUUUCGAUGAUCUCUUUGGCUCAGCUAUUAAGGAAAUCAACUGCCGUUCUUUUUGGAAAGAUUUGUCAUUACAACAGAAAGAAGAAAUUCAAAUAAAAGCAUUGGAGAAUUUACCCGAUGAUUAUCACGCGUGA
Messenger RNA from Paramuricea clavata, 10621 nucleotides. The record is from the annotation of a GenBank genome assembly. NCBI's taxonomy places the organism in Eukaryota, Metazoa, Cnidaria, Anthozoa, Malacalcyonacea, Plexauridae.